Molecule: messenger RNA, 2109 nt
Organism: Thalassophryne amazonica
Lineage: Eukaryota; Metazoa; Chordata; Actinopteri; Batrachoidiformes; Batrachoididae
Product: olfactomedin-like
Exons: 6
Coding region: 1-1674 (557 amino acids)
Biological process (GO): signal transduction
Source: RefSeq, a predicted model, not a curated record
AUGAAACUAGAGCUCUUUGGCCCAAUAGCCAUUGCUUCUAUGUGGAGAAAGAAGGCAGAGGCGUGUAACCUAAAGAGCACCAAAGUGAAAGGAAUUAUAAAGAAAGAAGGAUAUAUGAAGAUUCUGAAAGAAAACCUCAAGUUGUCAACGUUUCACCCCCGUGUGAUAGUCUCCACAGAUCCAUCAGUGGUCAUCAGUGGUGCAGAGAUUUUCUCAAAGCAUCUGUGGCUGCUUUUCUGUGCAAUUUUUUCUUUUAGACACUUUAUCCUUUUUGCAUCAGUGACCAUGCUGCCGCUGCUCCUGCUGCUGCUGUCAUCCACUGGUGACGGUGAGGGUCAGCGUGUGAUUGGUCAGAGGAACAACGGCUCGUGCGUGUGUGCAGUGAACACCAGCAUGUGGGCGUUUCCCGCCGAGCGCUAUGAGUCCGUGCUGGAGAACCUCGAGUCCUGUGAAGACUCUUUGAACAACAUGCAGACCCAGGUGCUUUUGUCCAGUCAGCGGCUCCCUCAGAUUCAGGCUCUGGUUAAGAACGUGACGGCCCGGUUGGAGCCUUACCAGUACUUAAAGGAUCGUGGCCUGUAUUCAGACUUGAUCCUGCGUCUGGUGGUUCAGGAGCUCACCAAGCUGGAGGCCGACAUCGGCGCCCUCCACACGCAGUUAAACAAUGCCCACACUCAAAAACUCUCCAAGGAGGUAGUUAAACUGCGGCAAGAUCUGGAAAGGGUACAACUGGCCGACGUGAACAAUAUGAAGACUGUGAAGGAGAAACUGCGAUACUUGAAGAACCGUGCUGAAUCGUGCAAGUCCAUCCCCACCAACUUCAGAGCUCAGCACACGUACUGCCUCAAAGGUCUAAUCACCAACAUCAGCAGCCCCAUCACUGCCAAGAUCAGCCCCUAUGGGAAGACCUACAUUUCUGGCUCUUGGGGCAAACAGACCCAGAUGGGCAGCACGGUGCAGACUAACAGCUACUGGGUUCAACCUCUACUCAGCAGCCACAUCUACGGAAAUGUCUUGCGUGUAUACCAAAGUUAUGAAGACUUUAUAACUUCUGCCAACCACAAGGACUUCACUUUUGCUCCAUCUUACACGGAUGCCAAAUCCAUUGAGGGUCCCAGUGCGGUUCUGUACGGUGGCGCUCUGUACUAUCACUGCUAUCGCUCUGCUGAUGUGUGCCGCUACGAUCUCACCACCAACGCAGUCAAGCGAGCGACCCUUCCAGGUAACGGUGUGGGAUUUAACAACAAGUUUCCAUACUGUUACUUUGACUGCCGUGCUAAUAGCGAUGUGGACCUGGAGGUAGAUGAGACGGGACUGUGGGCCCUCUAUGCCACGGCUGGUAACCAUGGAAACCUAGUGGUGAGCCGGUUAGUUUGGGACGGUGAAGACCAGACACUAAAUGUGACUCAAACAUGGGAGACCAGGAUAUUCAAGAAGGCAGUGACCAAUGCGUUCAUGGUGUGCGGCGUGCUGUACGCCACCCGUUACGUGGAUGAUCACCGCGAGGAGGUCUUCUACGCCUUUGACACAGCCACAGGCAAAGAGGACAAUUCACUGUCACUGCCACUAGAGAAGGUGGCCAAAGGAGUGGCCAGUUUGAGUUAUAACCCCACCAAUAAGCAGAUCUACAUGUACAAUGAUGCAUAUUUGCUGGCGUACCAUGUCCAGUUCUGACCUGAACUUUGGUAGCUACAUAAGCUGUCAAAAGAUGAGCAGAGAUAGAGAACAUGCAGCUUAAAUACUCUCCAGCAAGCAACAAUGAUGAUCCUUAAAAUUAGCCAGUGUUUCAGCUAAGUACUGGUAGAUGUGUGUAAUGUUGGUCAGUAUGUAUGGGAUCGAUGUAAAAAUGCAGUAAUUUGUUCUGCUUUUCUGCAUUUUAAUCCAAUGUUUUAGUGCAGGAAAAGGAGGCGAAGUCUUACUCAGGGAUACAUUUGUGGUGAACCCAGCUGAACUGCAGCCGCCCAAUAUGAAACUGUACAGACAUAACUUAAUCUCAUUUUAUUUUUCUUGUAAAAGCUGUUUCUAUCUACAACUCCAAAUCACAAAUAAGUAUGGAUGAUAUGGAAAAUGCAAGUGUAAUUAAAAACAAAAUACUUACAUUUCCUUUGA